Anarrhichthys ocellatus (wolf-eel) is the source of this 4168-nucleotide messenger RNA. RefSeq names its product insulin-degrading enzyme (gene ide). Gene Ontology annotation, cellular component: cytosol; mitochondrion; peroxisomal matrix. The transcript is spliced from 20 exons. Gene Ontology annotation, molecular function: metal ion binding; metalloendopeptidase activity. Bases 1 to 2193 code for a protein of 730 amino acids. The record is from RefSeq and is a predicted model, not a curated record. Gene Ontology annotation, biological process: hormone catabolic process; peptide catabolic process; amyloid-beta metabolic process. Lineage: Eukaryota; Metazoa; Chordata; Actinopteri; Perciformes; Anarhichadidae.
AUGGUAACACUAUGUUUACUAAUCUUGCAGCAAUUCUACAAAGUGGUGCCUAUUAAAGACAUCAGGAACCUGUAUGUGACUUUCCCCAUCCCGGACCUCCAGAAGUACUACAAGUCUAACCCGGGACAUUAUCUGGGACAUUUGAUUGGUCACGAGGGACCCGGAAGUUUGUUAUCUGAGCUCAAAUCUAAAGGCUGGGUGAACACACUUGUUGGAGGGCAAAAAGAAGGAGCCCGAGGAUUCAUGUUCUUCAUCAUCAACGUGGACUUGACUGAGGAGGGCCUCUUGCACGUUGAGGACAUCAUCUUCCACAUGUUCCAGUACAUCCAGAAACUGCGUACUGAGGGACCUCAGGCGUGGGUGUUCGAUGAGUGCAAGGAUUUAAACAAAGUGGCCUUCAGGUUCAAGGACAAGGAGCGACCCCGUGGCUACACAUCCAAAGUGGCUGGUCUAGUACACUACUACCCUCUUGAAGAGAUUCUAGCAGCAGAGUACCUCCUGGAGGACUUCAGGCCAGACCUGAUCGAGAUGGUGCUGGAUAAGCUGAGACCUGACCACGUCAGAGUUGCAGUGGUGUCAAAGUCAUUUGAAGGGCAAACAGACAAGACGGAGGAGUGGUAUGGCACGCAGUACAAACAGGAGGCCAUCUCUGAGGAGUCCCUCGAGAAAUGGGCAAGUGCAGACCUCAACGGCAAGUUCAAAUUGCCUAUGAAAAACGAGUUCAUCCCAACCAACUUCGAGAUCUACCCUCUGGAGAAAGACUCUCCAUCAGUACCCACUUUAAUCAAGGACACUGCUAUGAGCAAGGUGUGGUUCAAGCAGGACGACAAGUUCUUCCUGCCGAAAGCUUGCCUGAACUUUGAGUUCUUCAGCCCCUUUGCUUAUGUGGACCCAUUGCAUUGCAACAUGGCAUAUUUAUACCUUGAGCUCCUCAAGGACUCCCUCAACGAGUAUGCAUAUGCAGCCGAGCUAGCCGGCUUGAACUAUGACCUCCAAAAUACCGUCUAUGGGAUGUAUCUGUCCGUCAAAGGCUACAGUGACAAACAGCACAUCCUGCUGAAGAAGAUCGUUGAGAAGAUGGCCAGCUUUGAGAUAGACGAGAAGCGCUUCGACAUCAUCAAAGAAGCGUACAUGAGGUCUUUGAAUAACUUCAGAGCCGAGCAGCCUCACCAGCACGCCAUGUACUACCUCCGUCUGCUAAUGACUGAGGUAGCUUGGACCAAAGAUGAGCUCAGAGAGGCUCUAGAUGAUGUGACUCUCCCACGUCUCAAGGCCUUCAUACCUCAGCUAUUGUCACGGUUACAUAUUGAAGCCCUUCUCCAUGGCAACAUCACCAAGGAGUCUGCUCUUGGCAUGAUACAGAUGCUGGAGGACACGCUCAUUGAAAAUGCUCAAUCAAAGCCCCUCCUCCCGAGCCAGCUGACUCGCUACAGAGAGGUGCAGGUUCCAGACGGUGGCUGGUAUGUUUACCAGCAGAGGAACGAGGUGCACAACAAUUGCGGCAUUGAGAUCUACUAUCAGACCGACAUGCAGACCACCCACGACAACAUGCUGCUGGAGCUCUUCUGCCAGAUCGUCUCGGAGCCCUGCUUCAAUACACUGAGAACCAAAGAGCAGCUGGGCUAUAUUGUGUUCAGCGGGCCCCGGCGGGCUAACGGGGUGCAGGGCCUGCACUUCAUCAUCCAGUCGGAGAAGGCGCCCCACUACCUGGAGAGCCGCGUGGAGGCGUUCCUCUGCACCAUGGAGAAGUCUGUGGAGGAGAUGGCCGACGAAGCCUUCCAGAAGCACAUCCAGGCUCUGGCCAUCCGCCGCCUGGACAAGCCCAAGAAGCUGUCUGCCGAGUGUGCCAAGUACUGGGGAGAGAUCAUCUCUCAACAGUACAACUUUGACAGAGAUAACACUGAAGUGUCCUUCCUGAAGACUCUGACGAAGGAAAACAUAAUGCACUUCUACAGAGAACGACUGACCGUCGAAGCCCCGAAGAGACAUAAGGUGUCCGUGCACGUCCUGUCCAGAGAGAUGGACUCCUGUCCAAUAGUGGGAGAGUUCCCCGCUCAGAAUGAUGUCAACCUGGCCCCCGCUCCUUCCCUGCCACAGCCCACGCUGGUUCAGGACAUGACGGAGUUCAAGAGGAGCCUGCCUCUCUUCCCGUUGGUCAAGCCUCACAUCAACUUCAUGGCCGCCAAACUGUGAGAGAGGCCGGCAGGUCGACGUGCAGCAAGGAGGCGCUGGGGAGGGUCCCCCCCCACCUCCCUCCGCUUCCUGUUAGGAAGACUUGAAUCUGACUGAUCCUGUGUGUGUGUGUUUAUUUGUUUGUUUGUUUGUUUGCCGGGUGCAUGUGAAUGCGCACGUGUGCACGAGUGGCCGGCUGGAGCCACUAGAAGAGCUGCUUGAGGGAGAAAAAGAAACGCGUGCAUUUGACUCCCACAGUUAGCCGUGGUUGUGGACAGAGCUGCGAUGAGGUCACUCCAGACUCACCUCCAUGUUGUUCGUCUCACGCGCAUCACAACACUGUGCAGGCUGUUGUAGAGGAAAUGGAACCAACCGUAACAAUAAUAAAAGAGACGAGGGGCCCGAUCCCUUUUAAUCAAGUCCAAGUAUACUGCAGAGGCUUCACAGUAGGAGGCGUUGUUUUUUUUAACUGUUCAGACAUGCUGCUUUGAGAAUGAUAGCUGGUUUAUUGUGUCCGCUCCAUGAAGGUCUUCUCUUUUUAUUUGUUAGCCAUGUUAUCUCUCCCGACCACCUAAAAGACGCUCGGUCACACGGAACAUUUUAUUCAAGUUGUUGCAUUUCUGAAGAACGUCUGCUGAGUAAUUGUGGUUUUAACCCUCGCAGGUGUUUGUUUGCUGGUGAACUGGUGGAGCGUUGGGACCCUUUGAGGAGCUGUUUGCUAAACACGGAGAGCCGUGCCCUGGAAGAUAGUUUUUAUUUUAAUUCUAUUGCAUUUUUACAGUAGUAUGUAAUCAUACACCUCAGGGGUACCUCUAUGCUGUUUUUUAGCAUUUUACUAGUGAUUGAUUAUAAAAAAAAAAAUACUUUUUAUCCGUCUGUCAUUAGGCUACUUUGUUCACAUCACUGAUUGUGAUCAAAUCCUCCGAGUUAUUUUUGUAAAACUGAAGAAAUAACAGCGACGGUAUUUGUUUCUUUUAGUUUGGAAAGUUCCAGGGAGACUGUCAUGAUUCUCUCACUCUGGGUCUGCAUGUGAGACUUUCUGCAGCUUGUGCCUUUCCGGGAUUGGGGGGGGGGGGGGCAGUAUUGAGUUUCUGGCUGCACUGGACUGCUCCUGUUCCGAUCCGGGGCAAAACCCUGGAGACUCGAACCCUCCUAAAUUGCUGAGCUGUGCUCUAGCUAGCUUUUUUUCUUUUUUUUUCUUUGAAUGUCUAAAAGGGGGUUAAAAACAAACCGAUAUAUGCACUUCUCUCACUAAGCAAUAAACUGAACGAUGUGGACAGGGAACCGUGAGAUGUGGCUUCACACGGCUGAGCACCUCCGACCUGAACCAGGUCCAGGACUCUGUCCGCUCCGAGUGGCUGCCGAUGGUGGCGUCGGUGCCACCCGAGCGUGACCCGCCCUCUCGGGCGCUAACCGGCUCUGCUGAGUCAAACCGCUCUGUUCAAACAGCCAGAAAGUUCCGACUUGAAUCUUUCCCCCCUCCUUACCUGCUCUCAGGCCGAGUUCAUUAGCUCAAAUGAUGAUGCUGCAGUUUUAAAAAGAAUGCUUUUGUGUGGGGGGGGGGGCGUUUGUAAGGGAGUACCUGUAUGAUCGUGUUGUAUUAAAAGCUUCUUCAAUGUUUUCCAGUGUUUUGCUGUUUCAACCUGAUCAAAACUAUUUCAAUUAUUUUAAAGUAACAAAAAAAGGCAGCAUGAUCUUUUAGUAGUGCAACCCCAAAGAGCAGCAGCAGCUUAGUUAGAGGCCGUAGCUGGACAGCACCUGUGGAUGGAGACCAAGCCGCUUUCAUGCAGUGUUCAGAAGGAAUCAGCAACAGAGCCGUGCACUGUUUAUCUAGUGAUGUACCUGUGAUUGGGUUACAUUUAGGAAGUCCGAAGCAUAUUUCAUUUCUGAAUGUCUUUCACGACUCUAGAGACUGAUUGUCCGGUGACAUUUUGACUUUAUUCUUUUUAUUGUCUCCUGUGUGUUUCUGAUUAAUAAACUACUGAAUGGAACAGUG